UGCUUUGAUAAUUCUCAAUUUAUCUUCGUUAGAAAGGAAUGAUUCUGGGCUAGCGAGAAAUCUCGUUCCCAUAAGAAUACCAGUUGCACCCUAUAAUUAGUAACAAGGCAUGUUAUCCAGAUGAUUCCAUGUUUUCCAUUUCCGUGUUUUGAGAACAGACAGAACGCAAAAGCCUUUUUCUAAUUUGUAAUGCCCAGUGUUUCUAGGUUGUCCCUUUUUUACUGAGAAACUGAUUUUACUGAACUUUUCUGAUUGGGUGAUAGAAAAAUUUACGCUCUGAUGACUCAGAAACCCAGUUCAGUUCAGUUCAGUUUCUCAGUAAAAAAAGGAACAAUCUGUUUCUAACGGUACGCGUACCUCUUUGUUUCAAAGCAUACGGUACGCGAAAGGGAUUGAAAAUACGCUCUGUAUCAACCAAUAGGAAAAGACAGAACAACAAAAUCCACGAAUUACUAUGCUUCUGUACGGGCUGCUCAAAAUUCUUAUUAGAAAUCCUGAUAGUAUCUUAGGUUAAAGCCAAGGGAACAAGUACGAGGCAAAGCUGGCGGCUCCCUUCAGGAGAUACGCGGAGCGUUUAUCUGUUAAGCUAGGGUUUCGUUCUGUACACUAUAAAAAAUAUUCUUUAGUUUGCAUCGUCGUGAGUCAUUUUCUUUUAUUGCUAUCAUGUUCUCUUUUCGAAAAAUAUUGACGAUAGCGCCAUCAACUUAUGAGAUCAAGAAAAAUAGUUCAUUACUUCGUCUUUUUUUCGAACUCUCUAUAUCUAAAAUAAAAAAAUUCUUUUUUUGGGUUGUGUGAACUCUUUAUUACCAGUGAUAUCGUACUGAUGUCAUCUUUAUGUUCUCACAUAUCAGUUGUUUCGUUUCUUUCUUUUCUCUUUUUGUUUUGUUGAUGGAGUAAAGAAAAAGGAAGUUUUUUGCUGUGUCAUUAACGCUUGAUAAUGCAAACAGCUAUAUGCAGCUAUAUUUCCCACUGGAAACAAAGAUAAAUGUCCGUAACUGAAUCGACUUUUUUCUUUUUGUAUUGUAGUAAAAUGAGUUCAGGUCAUAAUUCAAGACCAUCUCUACUAUCAACAGAUCUAACGACACUUUUUGAUAUUCGAUAUCCAAUAAUAAGUGCACCAAUGAGCGGAGCAGCUGGGGCAAACUUAGCCAUAGCUGUCAGCCAAGCAGGUGGAUUAGGAUUAAUAGCUGGUGGUGCUGGUAAUGCUUUCAGUUGGUUAAAACAACAAAUUAUUCAGUGUAACAAUACAAAAUAUUCUAAUGGUACCAAACUGAAAUAUGGUGUUGGUUUAAUUACACUAGGACUACCAUAUUUUCCCCAAGCAUUUGAAUAUGUCUUAGCAGCUAAGCCAACAGCCAUAUUAUUUUCGUUUGGUGAUGCAAAAGCAUAUGCACAGAGAGUAAAGCAAGCUGGAAUUGAAGUGAUAUCACAGAUACAAAAUGUACAGGAUGGGAUUUCUGCUGCUGAGUACAGUGAUGUUAUCGUAUGCCAAGGGGAAGAAGCUGGUGGACAUGGACAAAGCGGCUUGUCAACGUGGACGUUAUUGCCGUUACUACAGAAAAAGUUAAGAGAAUUAGGUAAAACUGUUCCGUUGGUUGCAGCAGGUGGAAUCGGUGACGAAAAUGGACUAAUUACGGCAUUAGAUAUGGUAUGA
Molecule: messenger RNA, 1654 nt
Organism: Didymodactylos carnosus
Lineage: Eukaryota; Metazoa; Rotifera; Eurotatoria; Philodinida; Philodinidae
Source: the annotation of a GenBank genome assembly